Molecule: messenger RNA, 8053 nt
Organism: Nilaparvata lugens (brown planthopper)
Lineage: Eukaryota; Metazoa; Arthropoda; Insecta; Hemiptera; Delphacidae
Gene: Brf
Product: transcription factor IIIB 90 kDa subunit
Exons: 15
Coding region: 302-2287 (661 amino acids)
Biological process (GO): transcription preinitiation complex assembly; DNA-templated transcription initiation; transcription by RNA polymerase III
Cellular component (GO): transcription factor TFIIIB complex; nucleus; transcription preinitiation complex
Molecular function (GO): TBP-class protein binding; RNA polymerase III general transcription initiation factor activity; RNA polymerase III type 3 promoter sequence-specific DNA binding
Source: RefSeq, a predicted model, not a curated record
AAAUAUAUCGAUGUCUAUAUCAUUCCAUCUCGUCAACAAUGUGUUGAAUUGGUAUUAUUGCACGAACAUUAACGUUUAGUUACUGAACUGUUAUAAAUAAAGUUAAUAAUGUGUAAUAAUCCUAAUUAUUAAAACAAUAUAUAUUAUUUGGAAAUUCCUAAAUGCUGAAGUUUUCUGUCACAAUUGCAAUAAUUUUAUUGACUUCAUAACCUAUAAUUUCGCAUGUUUUGAUUGAUAGUCAAGGGUGAAGAAUCGUCUGCUGCUGUACCAGAUACUUCUGUAGAAUAUUAUUCUUUAAAAGAUGACGGGCAACAAGUGCAAAAGUUGUGGCUCGUCAGAGUUGGAGGUGGAUCCAGCUCGUGGUGACACAGUGUGUACCAACUGUGGUACAGUGCUUGAGGACAGUGUGAUUGUGUCAGAGCUACAGUUCGAGGAGAAUGCACACGGCGGCAGCUCGGCUCUGGGGCAGUUUGUGGCCUCCGACUCCAAAGGAGGAUGCAGGGGGUUUGGAAGCAACUUCCACACUGGAAUGACAAAGGAGUCAAGAGAAAUAACUCUUCAAAAUGCCAAAAGAGGAAUAACAAAUCUGUGCCAACAAUUAAGGUUGAACCAGCACUGUACAGAUACCGCCUACAAUUUCUACAAGCUGGCCCUGACGCGGGGCUUGACCAGAGGACGGAAGAACCCUCUCGUUCUGGCAGCCUGCGUCUACAUCACAUGUCGAAUAGAAGGCACACCUCAUCUGUUAAUCGACUUCAGUGAAGUUCUGCAGAUAUGCGCGUACGAGCUGGGCAAGACAUACCUGCGGCUAUCACAGGCUCUCUGCAUCAAGAUACCUUCAAUGGAUCCGUGCCUGUAUGUGCUGCGUUAUGCGAACAAGCUGGAAUUCGGUGACAAGACGCAUGAGGUAGCCAUGACUGCGCUGAGACUUGUGCAGAGAAUGAAGAAGGACUCUCUGCACUCGGGUCGUCAUCCGUCUGGGUUGUGCGGUGCAGCACUACUGAUGGCGGCUAGGCUUCACGACUUCAACCGUAAUGUGAACAACAUUAUAAGGAUAGUGAAUGUUCAUGAGACUACUUUGAAAAAGAGACUUAUGGAGUUUGGAGACACUCUGACAAGCAAAUUGACAUUGGAAGAGUUUCUGAGCGUGGACCUAGAAGAAGAGCAAGACCCUCCUUCCUAUAAAGCUGCUCGCUUGAAGGAUAGCGAGCGUCUCAAUAAGUUAAUGGAAGACGAGAAAAGUGAGCAGCAGUUGACUGAUCUGCAGUGGCAGAUAGAGAAGCAACUCAAUGCCAGACAGAAAAACAAACGAAAGAGGAAAAACGACUGUGAUGAAAGCAUUACUUCUGAUAUUAUGAGUGAUUCUGUGGCUUCAAGUGAAGAUGCUGAGGAACAGGACACUAACAGGUUCCUCCUGCAAUCAACAAUGGGAGUUGUCCAAGAGUACAUAAGUAAUGGAGAAGUUCCCGCUUCUGAACCCCUCCCUACUGGCUUAGGACCGAGCAUAGAAUGCAUGGGCCUGGACCGGGACGACUCAGCCGCGGCGGCCAAGCAAGCAACGGCGUCGCUAGGGGACGCAACCGCACCCGACGCUGCGGCGUCGGAUGAACUAGAUCUAGAAGGCAUCGAUGACGACGAAAUAGAUGCCUACAUCAUGAGCGAAGAGGACGCAAGAAACAAGCACCGACUCUGGCUCGACACUAACGCGCCCUAUCUCAAGGAACAAAAAGAAAAAGAAGAAAGACUCGCCAAAGAACGUGAAGAAGGUAAACCGGAAAAGAAGAAGAGGAAAGCUACGUCAAGGAAGAGUAAAAGUAUUGGACCUUCAAGCUCAGCAGGUGAAGCAAUCAAGAAAAUGCUCCAAGAGAAGAAAAUUUCUACGAAAAUCAACUACGACGUAUUGAAAACGCUGAAUGUGCCUUUGGAUAGUGAAGAGAAGAGUUCCGCUGCAGAAUCUGUUACUCCCAAGCAGGAAACUUUUGCUAUUCCAAGUACACCCAAGAUAAAAUCACCCAAGGCUAAAGUCAAUGUGGCUAGGAACGUCAAGAAAGAGAUGCUGCAACAACAAAAAAUACCUGAUUUGAUCGAAGUACAAGAGGAGAUGGAAAGCAAGAAAGCCAAAGAAGCGGAAGUGCGAGCCGAAUAUAUCCCGGCAGAUCUGGAGGACUAUGAUGAGGAAGAGGAGGAGGUUGAAGUGGAGACUGAAGGACAAAUGUCUCUGGCACAAAUGCUGAAUCAGCAUCGCGAUGAUGAUGAGUACUAUGGUUAUGAUGAUGAUGACUAUUAAAUCAGUCAAUCAAUCAUCAUCGUUCAACCAUCGUUCUAUCAUCGUCAUCGUUCAACCUAGAUAUAGUUCGUUUAUUUAUUCCUUCAUCGCCGGCAUUUUAGAUAAUUCAUUUUCAGACUGAUUUUAGAUUAAUUUUAGGAAUAGAAGUUGAGCUUUCAAAGCUGUUGGUAUAAUCAAUGUGAUUUUAUAAUAUUGUUAUCAUUCACUUGAUCUAUGAUAGAGAUACCGUAAAUUUAGUGGAAAAUCAAAUUAUUAAUCGUAUAAAAUUGAACAACUAUCACCGACAUUUUGAAUGAUUCCAGGCUGAAUUAGAUCAGUUUCUGAAAUAAAAUUUUAGCUUCCUAAGCAGCCAUGACAUCAUGUUUUCAUUAUUUUAAUAUUGUACUUGCUGUUUUUUACUUGCUUUAUGGUAAAUCAUGUAAAAAUCACAAGUUUUGACGGAGCUAUGGUGUAUCAAGUGAAAUAUCACAAGUUAUUCAUAUUUUGUUAUUAAUUUGAAUUUAAUUUCUAUGGUUUCCUGUUAUUCUCCUUUAUUCUACUCAUAAUUUUCUCAUGUUUGAGCCUGUUCCCAUCUCAUCUCUUCAUAGAUUGUUCCAAUAAACCUGUAUUCUAGGUUCUUUGCAUUGUUCUUAUUGGAAUAAUAAACAUGUUUUAUUAUGCAUCUAGGACUCACAAAAUUUAUGACUCAAAUUUUUAUUUAAUCAAAUUCAAAUGUCCUACCAGGAAGAGAGAAAGAACAUGUACAAGUACUUCUUUUUGCUUUUUCUAUAGUCAUAUUUCAAAAACCUUUUUGGGUUUUUUUCUCAAAAUAAAUUUUUCUCAGUUCAGAGUUCCGACAGUUAUAAUAAUAAUGUUAUAAUAUCAGAUACGGUUAGAAAUAAUUCUGUACUGAACGAUUUGACUUAGCUGGUUUGAUUGACUUAGCACUUUUUGAUUGUAGUUUGAUUAGAUCAUAUUUCUAUGAUCAAUUUUGUUAGAUCAUAAUAUACUAUAUUAUUUCUUGAUCGGAAAUAAAUUAUGUUCUUCCCUGCUCUCAAUUUUUGUUUAUUCUAUUCGCUUUUCGAAUACAUUUUUAUUUUCAGAGUUUUUACUGAGGAAGGAAGGGGUUUAGACAUUUCUUUGAUCUAGAUUCUUAUUUUGUAAAUCUAGACUUCAGUUCUAAAAUUCAAUUUAAUGUAGUUGAAAUGAAUUGAUUCUCCUCUUUUUUAUUGAUUGAUUUAUACAAUAAGUACACCAUCAAAAUAAUUAAAUGUAGUCUGAAAAUAAAAUGAAUUGAGAAUUUACGGUAACAAUUCUUAUACAUGAAUAUUUAUUUAUUUAUUAGGUUAGCACAGACUAUACAAUGAUCGGAAAAGAAAAAACAGGCUAUUGCCCAAAACUUCUUCAAUUUCCUAAUCUAGUUUCAAAUUGUCCAAAUAUUAUACAUAGGUUAUGUAUUAUAUUAUUAUAUAUUAUUGUUAACAUAUACAUUAUGGACUCAAUUAAGAAUAUGGGUUAUAACUAUUCUAAUUUAUUGAAGUACCGUAAUUUUUACUGUGGUUUAUUAGAUAAUUUAUUAAGAACUAUUUUAUUAGAUCACAUGUCAUUAUCAUCAUCAUCAUCAUCAUCACCAUCUUUUAGAUCACAAGAAAAUACAUUAUUUCUAUCAAUUUUUUAACUGUAGAUUUGGCCGCAUUCUCUUUUUAGAUACUUGAGUUUAUAAAUACUUGUAAAUUUGUUAUAAUUGUUACAAUUAGUAGGUAUUUUAAACAUAAAUUAGGUGUAUUGUAUCAUUCACAUUAUUUAUUCUUGUAUAUUACUUCUAGAUGUUAAGCUUUUUAUGAAAUCAUUUCAACAGUUAAAUUGAGAAAUUGAAUUUUGUUCAUAGAUUAAUGAGUAUUAUAAUUAAUUAUGUCGCAUUUAAAAUACUCUUUUAGAAACUUCUGUAAUACAUUAUACACUUCAGGUAUAUAAUCAUAAUAUCGAGUGACCUGGCUGGCUCAGGUCUGGUGUCAGAGUUUUCAGGUCGCAACUGAUCAAUUUCAGGGCCUCUGACAUGACCUAACGACUGCUUUUUAGGUAAUAAUUAUUACACUUCAGGUAAUAAUAUUAUGAAAAUAUUUUUGUGAUAUUUAUAAAAGUGGUUUCAUAACAUCAUUUGGACUAUUUUUAUCAAAAUUAGGAAGAGAAACUGUUUUGGGUUUAUCCUGUUGAUUCUCUCCCAAUCAUAUUAAUUUGAUAUUGUGAUUGUGGAAUUUAAUGAAUAAAUGAAUUAAUAAUAUUGCUUGAAGUAAAUUGUUUGGUAAUACCAAACAAUAAUUGGAAUUACCAGUUUGGUAUGGAACCAAAAAUAGACUCCUGAAUGAAGUAUAUGAUUAUGGUUUUAUCUAUUGUUUUUAUCCAUAUAAUGAAUGAUAAAUCUGAUUAUAUGAUAAAAUACAAUAAUUUAUUUUAAUCUGGCUCUUGAAUUGACAAGGCUUACUUUCUAUCAAACUUUACAAUGAAAUAUUAAUAAUAUUUCUGGUAACACGUUUUGUAAAAAAUACGUUCGACUCUCAAAUUCAAAUAAAUUUAAGUAGCAUGACAUGAGUAAUGAAAUAUUGAAAAUAAUGAUUUUCAAAUUGUUGUACAUACAUUUUGUAUAAAAGAUUGACUCUCAAAUUCAAAUAAAUUUAAGUAGCAUAACAUGGGUAAUAACGUAUUAUUCAAAAUAAUGAUUUUCAAAUUGUUGUACAUACAUUUUGUAUAAUUAUAAUUUAUUAUGAACUUGGAAAUACAUAUUGUAAAAAAACUAAUAUUGCUGUAACAUUUUAAAUAUCUUACAACUAACAUCACAUUAGAAUUUAGAGCUUAUUUAUAGUAUCAAAUAAGACAAUAACUGAAACUUGAAAUCAUUGGUUCAUCAAAUAUCACUUGGACUACAGUACCGUAUAUGUGUAUUUGUUUGUGUAUUUAACUAUUUAUUUGUGUACUGUCCCGACAACUGAAGUUUAUAUUCUAACUCAGAAAAAAUUAUAAUACAGUUUAAGUUUGGCAUUAGUUUAUCACAAGGAAUUUGAAAUAGGCUACAGUAAUUUAAUGAUUAUUCAUAUUUUAGUUUUUCUACAUAUAAUUUUUAUUUUGAGUCACUUUAAUCUUUAUAAAAUAAUCUGGGUUGUGUACCUUGCGCUGAGAAUUUAUUGAGUGUUUUCCCCCACAUAUUUAUGUAUUCAGGAUGUCGUUGUAUUUUGUAGAUUAUCCACCAUUCCAUCUCUUAUUUUUAAUUUUGCAAUUGCAAGGGUCAACAUUUCUGUCACUCGUUUGAUUGUUAUUCAAAUCAUCAUGCUAAAUUUCAUAAUUAUUUGUAGAAAACUCAUUGCUUCCUUUCUUACUUUGGUUAGUUAUUUAGUUUAUUUAUGUAUUCAUUUAUUUAUAUAUUGAUUCAUACAAUAUCAUUCUCAAUUAUGAAUGAUUGGGAAAGGAACAACAGGCUCAAAGCCCAAAACUGUUCCUUUCCCAAAUUAGCUAGUUUAGUUUAGUUAGUUAGCUUAAUUAGUUAGUUAUUCGACUUCAGGUGAUAUAACUGAGUAUAAAUGAUUGUAAUAGAAUAGAAGAAAAUUCGAUUGGACCAAUUAAAGAAAACCUCAAGGAAAAUUUGAAGAGGUUGUUUCACAAGGAGCAAAGGAUUGAUGAAUUUAUUGAUGUAGGCCUAGUAUUGAUUGACGAAACAAACAAUGAACUGUCUCCAUCAACUUCCUAGAUAUCAACAUAAUCCUUUCUGAUUCCAGUGGUUUUACCAAGUCCAGCCACACUCAACAGUUCCCUACUUUGAUCCCUACCAAAUCAAAAUAUCCCUCCCACAUUCCCUCUCAAUUCGUGACCAGUACCUCGAAAAACCCUCCUGAAAAGUUAUCCCUGAAAGAAAUUUCCUACACUUUGAUCCCUACCAAAUCAAAAUAUCCCUCCCACAUUUCUCUCAAUUCGUGACCAGUACCUCGAAAAACCCUCCUGAAAAGUUAUCCCUGAAAGAAAUUUCCUACACUUUGAUCCCUACCAAAUCAAAAUAUCCCUCCCACAUUUCCUCUCAAUUCGUGACCAGUACCUCGAAAAACCCUCCUGAAAAGUUAUCCCUGAAAGAAAUUUCCUACACUUUGAUCCCUACCAAAUCAAAAUAUCCCUCCCACAUUUCCUCUCAAUUCGUGACCAGUACCUCGAAAAACCCUCCUGAAAAGUUAUCCCUGAAAGAAAUUUCCUACACUUUGAUCCCUACCAAAUCAAAAUAUCCCUCCCACAUUUCCUCUCAAUUCGUGACCAGUACCUCGAAAAACCCUCCUGAAAAGUUAUCCCUGAAAGAAAUUUCCUCCAACAGAUACAGUAGUCCCAACUCAAACAAUUCCCUUAUCCUUUAAGCUCCAAAACUGUACCACCUAUUGAAAACCUUAAACCUGUCCUUAAAGAACUGUUCCAUUGUCUCUUCCAACCCCUCUACGAAACUCCUCUUCGGAGACGCUCGAAAUGAUAGCCGCGAAAUCAACUACUUUGUCGCAAAUGUCAAUGCUGCAUUAAUGUUAAUUAAAUUCAGAAUCAAUGAUCAUCAGUCGUUUGCAAUGGGAUACGAGCUGACGGGUGAGAAAAAGCCGAAUAUAUGAGAACGAAGGAGUACAGAGAUGAUUGAGUCAGUAAUCUUUGAACUUACAAAUAAAAAAAAAAUUAUGCAUGAGUGUUUUACAAUUGGAAGAAGCGUAGUGGGGAGUCCGAUCCCAAAAGAUGCCAAAUUAUCACUUGAUAGCCUAAUAAUAAGAAAUAAGGAUAUUGGAAGGAAUAAUUACUCAAUCAAUCAUUAUGAAAUCAUUCUCAAUCUCACUGUCUGAUUCAAAAUAUGACUCAAUUAUUCUGAUGGAUAACAACUCAGGUCUUUCUAUUUUGUUAUAAAUCGACCGCUCCCGCUUUGGGGAGUGAAUAAAACGCCCAACGUGCGGGAGUUGGUUAUAGACCUUAUAGAGAGAGAUAGUUAUAGUUAUAGACGUGAUGAGAUAGAAAGAGACGGAGAUAGUUUAGUUAUAGACGUGAGGAGAUAGUUAGCCAAUGCACUGCUUCCUUUGUUGAAGAGAAAAGAGAGGCAAUAUUUUUGGAUAAUAUUUUUUUGUUCUGCUAGCAAAGAGUUAUUUAUAAUACAAAAAAUAUGUGAUUGCAAACAGCUAAAAACCCAAAAAUUGUCUUCUUAACUCAAGUUACACAAUCCAGAUAAUGUUAUUACAAUACUGCGGUUUGAAAUAAAAACACCAUAUUUUAAACCGCUAGAAAUACUACCACCUCAUCACCACAACUACACAAAUACCGUACAGUUUUCACUUCCAGAUAUGCACACAGUAGUCUGAUUACUAGAAAAGAUCUUGAAAUGCUAGGGAACAUUACUCAUCUGUUGAUUGGCCACUUUUGAUACACUCUUAUGAUACAGUGAGACGUCACCUAUUCAGAGAUGAACAGCAUAAACUUAAGCCUUUAAUUGAAAUAAUAAUUAUUACUAACUUUCAUUUUUAGGGUACUGAAAUUACAAACCAUACAUCAGACAGUCUACAUCAUCCUGAAUCUCUUUACAAUAUAUAGUGUAGUUCAUUUGUUAAGCUUUAUCAAGCUGUAUAUCUAUUCAAUUAUCAUUUAUUCAUUGUAUUUUUGGUAUAUAAGUAUGGUUAAGUAAUUAAUUUGUAAUGUAAUAUAAUUUUAUCAACAUAUUUUUAAAUUUUUAAACUAGUAUUGUUUAUUGAUGUAUUUUUAGAAUAUAAGUAUGAGAAAUUAAUUUAGCAUUCA